This is a messenger RNA of Exophiala bonariae, 1776 nucleotides long. RefSeq lists its product as uncharacterized. Gene Ontology annotation, molecular function: U3 snoRNA binding; protein binding. Lineage: Eukaryota; Fungi; Ascomycota; Eurotiomycetes; Chaetothyriales; Herpotrichiellaceae. Gene Ontology annotation, cellular component: small-subunit processome. The transcript has a single exon. The coding region runs from base 1 to 1776 and encodes 591 amino acids. The record is from RefSeq and is a predicted model, not a curated record.
AUGUCGUCAUUUUUUACUGUCCCGGCGUCUCAGCGAAAGCGAAAACGAGGUGAAGAUAUUGCAGGAAAGUCGAGGAAACGGCGGGGAGUGGAAAAGAAUGAUCGAGACGAUGCCGCUACCACUGACGGUUCCGCCCGCCGCAAACCUUUGAGGCCUCGGGACAAUGAACGAGAUGAUUCGAUAUCUGGCAGCGACUCCGAAGCUGAAGUUGAAUUGGAAUCUGGAGAAGAGUCGGAAGCCACCUCAGAAGAAGGCGAAAAUACCGCAGACCGCAGAAUUCGUCUUGCUCAGCGAUACCUUGACAACAUUAAACAAGAGGUGGAUGAGGCAGGGUUUGAUGCAGAAGACCUCGACAAAGAUCUGAUAGCGCAAAGAUUGAAAGAAGACGUGGACGAGGCGAAAGGGAGACAAUUUCGACUCAUUGCAACGAAUCUGGAUUUCCCCAAUGCCGCACAUUCUAUGUUCCGGGCAGAUACUGACAGCACCACUGGCGUCGCAGUCUGUCAACCAUACGCUUAUACAGUGAGCCGAGAUAAGACUCUCGUCAAGUGGGAGUUGAUACACCCCGGCCGACCCUCAGAUAAGAAGAAUUCUACAGCACCACGGAGGAAAAAGCCAAAGCAAUGUGCAUACGUUCGAGGCAUCAAGAUCCGAGCAUCAGCGACACAGCAGCACGGGCAUACAGGAGAGAUACUGUCAGUUGCGGCUUCCCCGGACGGCAGAUUCGUCGCUACUGGAGGUGCAGACAAGAAACUGAUUAUAUGGGCUGCCGAAGAUUUACGGCCACUGAAGACAUUCAUGACCCACAGAGAUGCGGUCACUGGAUUGGCAUUCGCCCCUACCUCAUCCCAAUCAGGAUUCGGAGCACAGUUAUUCAGUGCGAGCAAGGAUCGCUCUCUCAAAACCUACAGUCUAGCCGGCGAAGACAGUCUCGCCUAUGUUGAGACUCUCUUUGGUCAUCAGGAUCAUAUUGUCGGCGUCUCUGCAGUCUCGGUGGACCAAUGUGUGACAGUCGGGGCACGGGACCGAAAAGCGUUAUGGUGGAAAGUGGUUGACGAAUCACUGACGAAAUUCCUGGGCGACAGUUCAAGGAGCGAAACAUAUCAGACCGGCAGUCUAGAUUGUGUCGCUGCCUUACCGCCCGCAAAUUUUGUGACUGGCAGUGAUUCUGGGGCUAUCGUGCUGUGGAAUGUUCACCGGAAGAAGGCCGUCUUCACGGUUCAGACGGCUCAUGGGGUGGAUGAGCCACCUCCUCUUGAGGAAGUUACGUCGGAGACGAGUCCGGACGUCAUUGAGCGGCUGAAGAAGAACGAUGGUCGACAGCCUAUGCCACGAGCCAUCACUGCAUUAGCGGCAGUACCAGGAACUGAUGUUAUUCUGAGUGGCAGCUGGGACGGAAAAGUCCGUGUAUGGAAGCUAAGCAACGAUAAGCGAUCACUGAUAUCUCUUGGCUCGAUUGGAGAGGUUGAACAUAGCGGAAUGACAAAUGGUCACGUCAAUGGAACCUCCGACGAUGUGGAUGAGGCUUCCCACAGCACGAGCGUCGAUGAGCCCAGCAAUAGGGCGAUCUAUGGCUUCAUCAAUUCGAUAGCUGUGUUCGAAAGGAGAAACGAGAUUGUGAAUGAGUUUGGAGGGAAGAAAGAGGGCGAAUGUGAAGGCCUGUGUGUCGUGGUUGGGACCGGAAAACAGAUGAGGUUGGGUAGGUGGAUGAAAUUGCCCAAGGCAAAAAAUGGCGCGGUGGUGUUUGAAGUACCACUAUUGAAGACCCAGCUGUAA